AUGGGUAAAGCCAAAAGAACAAGAAGAUUUGCAGAAGUUAAACGAUUACUCAAUCCUAAUGAUUCUAGAUUAAAGAGUGUCCAAGAUAAAUUGAAAAAGAAGGAAGAAGAGACUGAGAAGAAUGCUGUUAGAAAUGUUCCUCAAGUGGCUUCUUCUUUAUUCUUCAAGUACAACACUGCACUUGGCCCACCAUAUCAUAUACUGGUUGAUACAAACUUCAUCAACUUCUCGAUACAAAACAAGUUGGAACUUGUACAGUCAAUGAUGGACUGUUUGUAUGCUAAAAGUAUACCAUGUAUAACCGACUGCGUUAUGGCUGAAUUGGAAAAACUUGGACCUAAAUAUCGUAUUGCCCUUCGCGUUGCUCGUGAUCCUCGCUUUGAACGAUUGCCUUGUUUGCACAAAGGCACUUACGCCGACGAUUGUAUAGUACAACGAGUCACACAGCACAAAUGUUUUAUAGUAGCCACAUGUGAUCGGGAUCUCAAACGAAGAAUACGGAAAAUACCUGGAAUACCGAUAAUGUAUAUCUCUCGACGUAAAUAUACGAUCGAGAGAUUACCUGAGGCAUAUGGAGCUCCUCUUUGA
This is a messenger RNA of Paraglomus brasilianum, 588 nucleotides long. Lineage: Eukaryota; Fungi; Glomeromycota; Glomeromycetes; Paraglomerales; Paraglomeraceae. The record is from the annotation of a GenBank genome assembly.